This is a messenger RNA of Caenorhabditis elegans, 1823 nucleotides long. It is a transcript of the gene smu-2, whose product is annotated as Smu-2 suppressor of mec-8 and unc-52 protein. Bases 106 to 1749 code for a protein of 547 amino acids. Gene Ontology annotation, cellular component: nucleus. The record is from RefSeq and is marked reviewed. The transcript is spliced from 7 exons. Lineage: Eukaryota; Metazoa; Nematoda; Chromadorea; Rhabditida; Rhabditidae.
GUGCAAGUGCGCUCUGUUGCGGAUUUUUAUAUUUAAUUGCAUUUUCGCAUAUUCGAACGAUUUUCCUGAUUUUCCAGCCGAAAUUGUCCAUUAAAAAGUGGAAAAAUGGCUGAUAAUCCAACAAACCUGCGAAACGCCGAUUUUCGAAAGCUCCUGACUUCAGCUCGGAGUGAUCGUCCAGCAGUCUCGGCCUUUGCAAAACCGGCCGACCCGAAAACCGGCGACGAUAAGCCUGCAAGCUUCAAGCACAAACAUCUGAAACCGGCUAAAUUCAAAAAACCACAGGCGGCCGCUCACGGGAAGGCGAAAAAAGAGAAAACCGAGGCGGACGAGGAUGAGGCCGCGCUCAAAAAUAUUCUGAAAAACUAUAGAGAUCGUGCAGCGGAGAGACGCAAGCAAGGCGAUGAAAAAGAAGAUCCAUCAAAACUCACGGCGGCAUAUCGUGCAGUUCCAGGAGACGCCCGUUCGGCUCAGGAUCAGGCAGAUUUGCGAAAACAGGCGAUUUUAGAAUCGAAAUAUCUUGGAGGAGAUUUGGAGCACACUCACUUGGUCAAAGGUCUCGAUUAUUCGCUUUUGAACAAAGUUCGAAGUGAAAUUGACAAAAGUGAUGAUGAUGACGAUGAUGAUAUUGAUACGGCAUUUGACGAAAAAGUGACGUCAUCAUCAUCAUCGUCAAAACCAUCAGAAGCCAGUUUGCUGGCUCAAGAACUUGCUCAAUCUCAUUCUGAAAAUCGAAUGGUCAGAAGUUUGCAUCGAGUUCUGUUUAAAAAUGAAGUACCCCUUCACAAUCAACUUUUCGCAAAAGGACGAAUGGCUUAUGUUGUAGAGCUGGAAGAUGAGGAAACUGACAUUCCGACGACGUUGUUGAGGUCUCUCCACGACUUGCCACGUGCCGAAUCUGCUCAAUCAAUUCAAGCGAACAAUCUCAUCAUUUUAAAGCUCUCACAUGUGCUCUCUCAUCUUCGCGCCGAGCCAAAAAAGAAGAAAAAAGAGGAAUUUCGAGUUCAAUUGGGCUCCAGAGAUGCUCCAGGAGCAGCAGCAGCAGCUCCUGGAGCCAAAGGAGAUAGUAUCUAUGAUGAUCUUGACGAUUAUGUUCCAUCAAGAAAGUCUAGAGAUUCAAGAGACGCAGGUAGAAGAGGAAGUCGGCGGGAUAGAUCACGGGAUAGAUCAAGGGAUCGGGAUCGUGAUAGAGAUCGUGAUAAUCGGGAUAGAUAUUUCGAAAAAUCUGCCAACUCUCGUCGCGAGGAAGAACAAAACCGCCGUGAGCAGCAACGUGAACGUGAACGAGCCGAACAAGAACGCCGCCGUGAACGUGAAAAAGAACGUGAACAGGAAAAAGCCAAGGAACGAGAGAAAAAGCGAAAAGAAUUGGAAGAAUCAUCAGGCUACGAUGAAUGUUAUCCAGGCGGCCUAGUAGAGAUGGGCGGUGCAUGGGAUUCAGAUGAAGAAGCCGACUAUUCGAAAAUGGAUGCAGGGCCUAAGAAGAAUCAAGCUGUUAAUCGAUGGGAUUUUGAUACGGAGGAGGAGUAUGCCUCUUAUAUGGAAGGACGUGAAGCUCUGCCAAAAGCCGCCUAUCAAUACGGAGUCAAAAAUGGAGAAGGUGGCCGAAAGAACAAGAAACAGUCGGCAGUGUCGGAUGCGAAGCGGCUCGAUCGGGAGCUCAAUGAGAUUAACAAGAUUAUGGAUAAACGGAAGGCCGGAGGAGAUGGAGCCGGUGGUGGUGGAGAUUAUAAGAAGCCUAAAUAUUGAUUUUUUUAAUGAUUUUUAUGAAUUCUUUGCUUCUUUUCCGUUCGUUUCAAUAAUAAAUUUUACUCUAAAAAGUG